This is a messenger RNA of [Torrubiella] hemipterigena, 3293 nucleotides long. Lineage: Eukaryota; Fungi; Ascomycota; Sordariomycetes; Hypocreales; Clavicipitaceae. The record is from the annotation of a GenBank genome assembly.
GUAUAAUUACAGGGCGCGGGCUCGCGCUGUCACUAAAAAAAAAGAAGAGAGACAAAGACACUUGUUUCCUGCACACCAAUUGGAGGGCUUCUUGUAUCUUGACAUCUUCUCCAACAUGUUGCCUCGGCUUGCCCCGAUCCUGCUCGGCGCCGCCACCUUGGCAGCAGCCAGCCACGAUGCUUCAUCGCCAUACAUCUCCAAGUCGCGAUUCGACGGCGUCUCCUGGGACGUCCGCAAUUGGCGUCUGUCCAGCACCGUCCUCGACCAAGGCCACUACCAGGCCCGCGGCGCCGUCGCCAACGGCUACAUUGGCAUCAGCGUCGCCAGCGCUGGUCCCUUUUUCGAGCGCGAGGUUCCUGUCAACGGCGACGUCAUCUCCGGAUGGCCGCUCUUCUCGGAGCGCCUGUCGUUUGCCGGUCUCGCGGGCUUCUGGGACGAGCAGCCGCGCACAAAGGGCUCCAACUUUGACUGGCUCUACCAGUACGGCGGCGAGAGCUUCAUCUCUGGUCUGCCGCACUGGGCGGGCCUGAUUCUUGAUUUAGGCAACGGGCAGUACCUCGAUGCCACGGUCAACAACUCGACCAUUUCCCGAUUCCAGACUACCUACGACUACAAGGAGGGCAGUCUGCACUGGAAGUACCGCUGGACGCCGAGCAAGUGCAGCGCGGGCGCGUUUGACGUGUCGUACCAGAUCUUUGCGCACAAGCUUGAGAUUAACAAGGCCGUGGUGCGCAUGAGCAUUACCCCGUCCAAGGACGUCAAUGCUACCGUGGCCAAUGUGCUUGACGGCGCGUCGGCGGUGCGCACCUCGUUUCUGGAGUCGGGGGCGGACGGCGACGCUAUUUACACGGGUGUGAGCCCGCUUGGUGUCGAUGUCAAGGCGUACAUUUACUCUGUGCUAGAUGGCGAUGCUGAUUUGGCAUCGGCCCAGAAAAUUGCGGAUAAGCCGUACAUUCACGGCAACGAGUCGACGAUUGCGCAGGCUGUCAAUGUGCAGCUGCAGGCCGGCAAGACAACCACGCUAACCAAGUUUGUGGGCAUCGCAUCCACCGACGCCUUUGCCGACGCCAAGGCCACCGCCCGCAAGGCUGCCCACGAUGGCAAGCAGCAAGGCUUCGACAAUCUGCUGCGCACGCACGUUUCCGAGUGGGCGCAGGUGAUGCCCGUCGAGUCGGUCGAUGAUUUCUGCUACGAGAAUGGCACGCUGCCUGCCGACGACUACAUUGUCGACCAGUCCAUUACUGCCGUGGUCAACCCGUACUAUCUGCUGCAAAACACCGUCUCGGCCAAUGCCCUGACAAAGGUCGACCAUGCCAAGGUCAACGACUACUCUAUUUCUGUCGGUGGUUUGACGUCGGAUGCCUAUGCCGGUAUGGUCUUUUGGGACGCCGAGACCUGGAUGCAGCCCGGUCUGGUGGCCGCGUUCCCGGAGUCGGCGCGCCGCAUUGCAAACUACCGUGUUGCGCUGUACGACCAGGCCAAGGAGAAUGUCAAGACCAAAUUCGUCGGCUCGCAGAAUGCAACCUACUUUGACGAGAGCGCCGCCUUGUACCCGUGGACCAGUGGCCGCUCUGGUAACUGCACGGGCACCGGACCCUGCUUCGACUACGAGUACCAUCUCAACGGCGACAUUGGCAUUGCGCUGGUCAACCAGUGGAUCACGAGCGGUGACGAUGAUACGUUCAAGGAGGAUUAUUUCCCAAUUUAUGAUUCCGUGGCCACCGCGUACGGCAAUCUGCUGGCAAAGAACGGCACCAAGUGGACGCUGACUAACAUGACGGACCCUGAUGAGUACGCAAACCACGUUGAUGCCGGCGGCUUCACCAUGGCCCUCAUGGCGCAGACCAUGCUCAACGCCAACAAAUUCCGCAAGCAAUUCGGCAAGGCCCCCAACGACACAUGGACCAGCAUGGCCGCUGACGUCCUCAUUAUCCGCCAAAACAACAUCACCCUCGAGUACACCACCAUGAACAACAGCGUGGCCGUCAAGCAGGCCGACGUUGUCCUCAACGCCUUCCCUCUCGAUCUGACCUCCAGCUAUGGCCCCGGCGAAGCCCUCAGCGACCUCGACUACUACGCUCUCAAGCAGUCCCCCGACGGCCCGGCCAUGACCUACGCCAUCUUCUCCAUCGUCGCCAACGACGUCUCCCCCUCCGGCUGCUCCGCCUACACCUACGCGCAGUACUCGUACUCGCCCUACGCCCGCGCCCCCUUCUACCAGCUCUCCGAGCAGCUCAUCGACGACGCCUCCAUCAACGGCGGCACGCACCCCGCCUUCCCCUUCCUCACGGGCCACGGCGGCGCCAACCAAGUCGCCCUCUACGGCUACCUCGGCCUGCGCCUCAUCCCCGACGACACCCUGCACAUCUCGCCCAACCUGCCCCCCCAGAUCCCGCGCCUCCGCUUCCGCACUUUCUACUGGCGCGGCUGGCCCAUCACCGCCCAGGCAAACUACACACACACCACGAUUGCCCGUGCAGUCGAUACCCAGGAGCUCGAUACCGCCGACCAAAAGUACGCCAACGCCUCUAUCAAGGUGCAAGUCGGCAGCACAGGCGCCGCCACACACGAGCUCAAGGUCGACGGCACGCCGCUCGUCAUUGAGAACCGCAAGACGGGCUCCCUGGCGACUGUCAACGGCAACAUUGCGCAGUGCCAGCCGGCCAAGUCGGCGGGCGAGUUUGUCCCCGGUCAGUUCCCCAUGAGCGUGGUUGACGGCGCCGCCUCGACAAAGUGGCAGCCGCUGCAUGCUGAUAAGGCGGCGUCGGUGACGGUCGCUCUGCCGCCUACGGAGAAGGGCAUCACGGGCUUCUUCUUUGACUGGGCCCAGCAGCCGCCUGUCAAUGCGACCGUUGUGCUGCACGACGAUGAGACGGCGGAUAUUGCUACUGCCGCUGCGGACCGUGUCUACUCGUUCAAUGUCAAGAUCUCGAGCCCGUAUAAUGCGCAGGCGAAUGAUAAUGAUAUUCACUUAGAGCCUGGCAACAGCUCGACGGUCACGUGGGCCGCCAAGAGCGCAAAGUACGCUACGCUCUGGGUGGAGGGCAACCAGGCGCUGGCUGCCCGCGAGGUGCAGUAUAAGAAUGGCACGGGCGCUACUGUGGCCGAGUUUGCCGUCUUGGUGUAAUGGUUUGGCAGUACAAGUGUAAAUACUGUGUCUAUUAAUUUAUGUGUAUUUUUGAAGUAAUUGUCUUGAGCGUGUGUGUGUGUCGCUGUGACUCUAUUAAAGCUAACGGUUCAAAAUAAAUGAUUAGAAUUACUGGCUUUGUAGCUGGUGGUGCUAUCUUUACAGA